Molecule: messenger RNA, 318 nt
Organism: Phaeodactylum tricornutum CCAP 1055/1
Lineage: Eukaryota; Bacillariophyta; Bacillariophyceae; Surirellales; Neidiaceae
Exons: 2
Biological process (GO): regulation of DNA-templated transcription
Cellular component (GO): nucleus
Molecular function (GO): RNA polymerase II cis-regulatory region sequence-specific DNA binding; DNA-binding transcription factor activity, RNA polymerase II-specific
Source: RefSeq, a predicted model, not a curated record
CCUUGGACCGCCGACGAAGACGACCUCAUCCGUCGGCACGUACAAAGACACGGACUCAAGGGCUGGACCUUGCUGGCUAAAGAACGCAUGCCGGGCCGUCGAGGAAAACAGUGCCGCGAACGAUGGAUCAAUCAGUUGGAUCCGGACAUUGAUCGGACGGGCUGGAGGUUCCCGGAAGAUCUCUUUCUAUUGCAAGGUCUGACCCGAUGGGGUCCGAAAUGGGCUUUGAUUGCCAAACAGUUGCCCGGACGCCCGGAAAAUAACGCCAAGAAUCGCUUCAACGCAUACCUGCAUCCCAAAAUUGAAAAGUACCUGGCA